AUGAUGAAUGGAGAAGCAGCCGAGAGCGUUCCGGCUGUGAGUCACGAUGCAGUGGUCAUUGUGCUCGACAAUCUCUUCAAGACUUACUUACUGGGCGUCGAGGGCGUGCCUGCGCUGCGAGGCGUCAGCCUCACCAUCACCAAAGGGGAAUUCGUCACGAUACUUGGUAAGCUGGCACAUACACAGAUCAGGCGGUGCGCACUCACUCAGGGCCAAUGUUUUUGUUGGUAUGCAGGCAAGUCUGGCGGAGGGAAGACGACCAUGUGUAAGCGAAGCUUCCCUGAUGCUGACUAAGAUCCAUCGAUAUCGCAGGGCUUUCUUUCGUUCGCUUGUCAAUUUGCAGUGAACAUCAUCGGGACAAUCGACAAACCGACCAAGGUGAGAUGGAGUGAAGGUCUGUUGAGCGAUAUAUAUGAUGCGCGCCGCCGUCCUGCUCUCUUGUUCUCAGGGCAGUUUGUGGCUGUGUGGCCAUCGGAUACACUCGCAGACGUUUGAAGACUUCCUCGCUGCUCUCAGACUCUCCCAAAUAGGUGCGGCCCGCUGCAGAUGAGGCAGGAAGAGAUCACACAUGGCCGGCUGGAUUGUCGUUUGUCUGUUCACUGCGUGCAGGUUUUGUUUUUCAGACAUUUAACCUGAUAUCGUCGCUCAGCGCCUUGGAGAAUGUCUGCCUGCCCAUGAUGCUCUUGGUGAGGGGGAGAGGGCCCAUAUCGAUGGAUGGACGGAUGAUGGAUCGAUCCCACCACGUUGCUUGCCUGCCUCUUGUGUCAAUCAGGGCCGGCUGACAUCUGAUCAGAUUCGUCAGCGUGCGGAGCGACUUCUCACUGAGGUACGCCACAUCACGUCACGUGGGUGAGAUUCAACACUCGCGCAUGGUGGCGUCCGUUGCCCUCGGUAGGUUGGUCUGGGCCACAGAUUGAAGCACAUGCCAAAUAUGCUGUCGGGCGGAGAGCAACAGCGCGUCACCAUUGCGAGGUGUGUUCGUGGCCUAUUGAUUGGUGUCGCUGCCCGUUGUGUCAUUCCUUCGUGUGUGCAGGGCUCUUGCCAAUGAGCCGUCGAUCUUGUUGCUGGACGAGCCUACUGGAGAUCUCGACAGCCACAGCUCGGACGUCAUCAUGCAAAUGCUCUACAACCUCAAUCGAGACAAGAGCAUCACCACGGUAGGUACCAUCUACACCCACCCUUUGUGCCAAAAGCUCUUGUUUUUGGCUCUGCGUGCAGGUCAUGGUGACGCAUGACGUGUCGCUCAAGAACUUCGGCUCAAGGGUGAGCUGCAGCGGUCGUAUAUGUGCAACGAAGGUAUUGGUUGGCACUGUGUGCAUCUAAUCUAGGUGAUCCACAUGGUGGAUGGAAAGAUCCAGCGGGAGGAAAGGGUACCUGCCUACCAAAAUGCAUCAUCACUCAGCAGGUCGUAUGUGUCUGGCUGUGUUGCCUUUUUCGGUCAGAUCGCUGACAUUGAUCGGAUUGCCAAGUCCAGUGAAAUCGCUCAGCGGCUUCACGGCGGCAGUGCGACAUCGUAUGGCAUGCAGUGCAGUGAAUGAGGAGAGAAUUCCGAGACUGCAUCUUGCGAUUCUCAUCGGUUUGGUGUUGUGUGAUUGUGCAGAGACGUAGAUGCGACUAGUCGCCCUCCAGCCCCGAUAGAAACCUUCUCCACGACCCGAACGCUCGACGACUAUGACGCUCUGGGUACCAGAAGACUCCCUUGUGAUCCAAUCAGAGGUGCACAUGGGCGCUUUGUUGUGUGCAGCGGAAUGCAUGGCGUAGAUCAGAAAGCCGUCGAGGGAGUUGCAGAGCCUUAGAUAGUUGCAUCAAGGCUGUGUUUGUUAGUGAGGACCAAACUGGCAUGUUGUUGUUGAUAGACUGCUAAACAUUCAUUCACGAUAUCUGCU
Molecule: messenger RNA, 1886 nt
Organism: Vitrella brassicaformis
Lineage: Eukaryota; Vitrellaceae
Source: the annotation of a GenBank genome assembly